CUUGUGAUGGUUUUAUGUAUGAUGUAUGCAAAAUACCGUACUCUUACGCUAUUCUGUUGGUUUUGCUAUUUGAACUCGAUAUCUUUUCAAUGCUCGUUUUUGCAAUUUCAAUUGCUGGUGUACGUAGGUAGAUUGUUUUGUUUUGAUGAACGAUUGGGUGUUAAUAAAGAUAGGGUUUUUUGCGAUUUUUUUUAAAGAUCAGUAAGCGAUACUGUCUCCAUGUUUGAUCAGGUCCCUCUUGAAGGGGAAUUUAAAUGAUUGCAGCCUUGCAGGGAUAUUCGAGUAUCAUUGUUUUUGAAAUAGGUUUAUGUAGUGGCUUAAUUGAUAUUAAGUACUGGUACACUCACAUGUAUAUAAUAAAGAAAAUAUGUAUGAAGUAGAACUGCAUCAUUAAGAUGCAUAAAGCUGAUCAGAGAAAUUGGUAAUGAUGUCUUAAUGGAAUCUGCUAGACCGUGUAGCAUAUGUAUCACUCUGUUGUAUCUAUUCUACGCAACUAAAAUCUGUGAUGUGAAUAUUGACUGCAUUCAUUGCUUGAUUUCAAUAUUCAUUUUCAUUAAGUUUUCUAUAUCUGAACUGUUUGGUCUAGCUCUCUUUAAUUUCAAAAGAAUAACUAUACUAUGACAAGAUGGUAGUUUGAAUCCUGCCUGCUGGUUGGGUAAACACAGACCAAAGUUGGAUGCAAACAUUAAGAUUGGGUACUUGAAAGCUAAUGUAUGAUUGUUGUUCCCUAAAGUUAUAUUUGGGGAAAAAGAAAGGUUUGUUCCCAAAUUUCCAGACCAAGUGUAUACCAGUUUGCCUCCUUCAUGUCUUGAGAUGAGACCCAUGAUCUGGCCCAGCUUGGCCUAGUUGGUACCAAGCUUCGAUGUCUAUGUGCGGAACAUUUCCAUAUGUGCUCCUUAUUGAGGUCGCUGGACAUAACCCUGUUGCAAGAGAACAUUAUUAAACUAGAGUUGUAUCUCUUCUGGAGUCUAUUGGGACAGAAAAUUACUGUGGGAGACUCGGAGCAGCGGAAAGGUAGCGGAUAGUCUGGAACACUAGCAUUGGGUAUAAGGCAGUAGAAUUUCAAUGGACUCUUCUCCAACUCAACCCAAAUGGAGAAAGGUAGCAUAUGGAGGAAUGCAACCUGGAUAUGACGACAACUACACUGAUGAGACGUUUUUGGAAGACAUGGUCAUGAAUGCCAAUGUUGUUAAAAGGGAUUUGCUUAAAGUUAUGCAAGACUCAGUUUCGAUAGCUGAAUACCUGUGCAUUGUUGCCCUUGUUGUCUUGGUUUGGACCUAUACACUUGUAUUGACUCUUAACGAAAAAUCCCUCCUGCUUAUUGAUGUAGGGCUUCUUGGAUCAGGUUUCUUAGUUCUCCUUCUGACUGAAGAAAUGCUUUCCCUCAGUCUUCUGUUUCAUUAUUUCCUAAACAUCUCAUUUUUCACUACUAGUUUAUAUGUUUUGGCUCCCAUUUAUCAAACUCUUACAAGGUCUAUCAGCUCGGACUCUAUUUUGGCAGUAACUAUUUCACUUCUUAUACUCCAUCUCUUCCUGCAUGACUACUCAGGAUCUACUAUAGGGGCUCCGGGGGCUUAUAAAAAUCCAAACUUGACAAGCUUUAUUUCUUUAAAUGCUUCUGUUGUUGCUUCAGUUUUUAUCGCAUCUCGCCUUCCGACGAGCCUACAUGUUUUUGCCAUCACGUUGUUCUCCUUGCAAGUGUUCCUCUUUGCUCCACUGGUCACCUACUGUAUAAAGAAAUACUCCUUUCGCUUGCACCUUAUACUUUCCUUUGGUUUGAUGGUUGUGACCUUGGCUUUAGUUUACAUACUUCACAAGUUACUUUUCGUGAUGUUGUUAGGGUUAUUGGUUUUUGUGACUGUCGUGUGCCCGUAUUGGCUCAUACGGAUUCACGAAUACAAGUUUGAGAUCAAUGGCCCUUGGGAUGAGGCUAAGCUUUGUUUUGAUAUAGCAGAUUAAGAUAAUUGUUUCCAAACAUUUUUGAUGUGUGAUGUUAGUUUUUGAAACAGUUUGAACUACACACUCUCAUGCUUGUUCUCUGCAAAAAAAAUUCAGUAUGUUUGAGACUA
Tripterygium wilfordii is the source of this 2069-nucleotide messenger RNA. RefSeq names its product phosphatidylinositol N-acetylglucosaminyltransferase subunit C-like. The coding region runs from base 1066 to 1959 and encodes 297 amino acids. Gene Ontology annotation, cellular component: membrane; glycosylphosphatidylinositol-N-acetylglucosaminyltransferase (GPI-GnT) complex. Lineage: Eukaryota; Viridiplantae; Streptophyta; Magnoliopsida; Celastrales; Celastraceae. The transcript is spliced from 2 exons. The record is from RefSeq and is a predicted model, not a curated record. Gene Ontology annotation, biological process: GPI anchor biosynthetic process.